Messenger RNA from Physeter macrocephalus (sperm whale), 516 nucleotides. Its product is annotated as EKC/KEOPS complex subunit TPRKB-like. The transcript has a single exon. Gene Ontology annotation, cellular component: nucleus; EKC/KEOPS complex; cytosol. Bases 26 to 463 code for a protein of 145 amino acids. Gene Ontology annotation, biological process: tRNA threonylcarbamoyladenosine modification. Lineage: Eukaryota; Metazoa; Chordata; Mammalia; Artiodactyla; Physeteridae. The record is from RefSeq and is a predicted model, not a curated record.
GCACUGAAUCCUGCUUAUCGAGGAAAUGCAGUUAACAUAUCAGCUGGACCUGUUUCCUGAAUACAGGGUGACACUUCUGCUAUGUAAAGAUGUAAAAAAUGCUGGAGACUUGAGACAAAAGGCCAUGGAAGGUGCCAUUGAUGGCUCAUUAAUAAAUCCUACAGUGACUGUCGAUCCGUUUCAGAUACUUGUGGCAGCAAACAAAGCAGUUCACCUCUACAAACUGGGAAAAAUGAAGACGAGAACUCUAUCUACUGAAAUCAUUUUCAAUCUUUCCCCAAAUAACAAUAUUUCAGAGGCCUUGAAAAAAUUUGGUAUCUCGGCAAAUGACACUUCAGUUCUGAUUGCUUAUAUUGAAGAGGGAGAAAAACAAAUAAAUCAAGACUACCUAAUAUCUCAGGUAGAAGGUCAUCAAGUUCCUCUCAGAAAUCUCCCUGAAAUAACAAAUAUUACGGAAGUCUAAAAGAUAUAUAAACUAUCUUCACAAGAAGGAAGCAUUGGGACAUCAUUGGAUGG